Molecule: messenger RNA, 1587 nt
Organism: Didymodactylos carnosus
Lineage: Eukaryota; Metazoa; Rotifera; Eurotatoria; Philodinida; Philodinidae
Source: the annotation of a GenBank genome assembly
AUGAAGUUUAUCACACAUAGUAUAUUAUGUCGUGGUCAACAUCGUUUUCAUUCUCUUAUAUUCAAGCGUAAUCUUGCUCGUCGAGAAAUUCACGAUUUACAACAAUUAUAUGAGCUGUUGAAAGAUGAAUCAGAAUCGAACUCUAAUGUGGCCUACUCACAAUUGAUGUCACCAAAAGCCGUGUUUGCUAAUAAUGAAUUAAAUUUAAGUGAUAUUAAGAUAUACGGUUUUGAUUUUGAUUAUACAUUAGCCAGAUAUAAGCCAACAUUACACAGUCUUAUUUAUGAUCAUGCUAAAAAGUAUCUAGUCGAUAGAUUAAGAUAUCCCGAUGAUUUAUUAAAACUUGAAUUUAUGCCCGGUUUAGGUGCUCGUGGUCUUCAUUUGGAUAUUGCACGUGGAUGGUUAAUGAAAAUUGACUCUUAUCACAAUAUACAACUGGGAACAGUUUAUCAUGGUUUAAAUCCUGUAUCAGAUAAAGAGGUUAUUGAUGCACACAAAGGUACAAGAUUAUCCAUCGAUCAAAUUGGCUAUUUGGGAAUGAGUUCAAAUAUGUAUCAAUAUGUUGAUAUAUUUAGUAUACCAGAAAUAACAUUACUAAGAGAUGUUAUGCAAUAUUUCAUUGUACGUGGUAUUGCAUUUGGCGCAGAAUAUUUACAUUAUGAUGUUCGAGAUUCUGUUGGUCAAUUUCAUAAAAGUGGAACAAUGCAUAGUUUAGUGGGAAACGAAGUAGAAAAAUAUUUUGAACCACAUACACGUUUACGUCAGUUACUUGAACGUUUUCGUGCUGCCAAUAAACAAGUAUUUAUGAUUACAAAUUCAAGUUAUUGGUUUGUUGAACGUGGUAUGAAUUAUUUACUUGGUGAUAAAUGGAGAAAAUUGUUUAAUGUUAUCAUAUGUCAAGCAAAAAAACCAACAUUUUUUGCUGCACAAACAAAACCAUUUCGUGAAUAUAACACGGAUAAUAAUGCAAAAUCAUGGGAUCGUGUAACGAAGUUUGAGAAUGGAAAUAUUUAUGUUGAAGGUAAUCUUGGUUCAUUUAUCGAUUUGACAACAUGGAGUGGAAAUGAUGUUUUAUACAUUGGUGAUCAUAUUUAUGGAGAUUUAGCUGAUCUAUUUUUGAAACACGGUUGGAGAACUGGAGCUAUUUUGCAAGAAUUGAAAGAGGAAAUUGAAAUAGUUAAUUCAGAAGAAUUUCAGACAAUUAUCAAAUGGUUAAAUGUUCUCCAAUGGUUAAUUGAUCAAUUACAGGCUAUACCUGGUCCAGAAGCUGAUGUUUUAAUGAAACGUUGGGUAAUCGAACGACAAGAAUUAAGAUCAAAAUCAAAAGAUUUAUUUAAUCCUCAUUUUGGUAGUAUAUUUCGUACUUAUCAUAAUCCAACAUAUUUUCAUCGUCGUUUGGCUCGUUUCGCUGACAUUUAUACAUCUAGUGUGUGCAAUUUAUACGAUUAUCCACUUGACUAUAUAUUUUUUCCACGUCGUAUAGCUUUAGCACAUGAAAAUAUUCUACCCACACCUGAUCUUAAUAUAUUAUUACUAAAUAGUGCUAAACAAGCUCUAAGAACAAGUACAAUUUCAAAUAUAGAAUAA